Molecule: messenger RNA, 15950 nt
Organism: Cinara cedri
Lineage: Eukaryota; Metazoa; Arthropoda; Insecta; Hemiptera; Aphididae
Source: the annotation of a GenBank genome assembly
AGAUAAGGCGAGUGGCGAAAUCGCAAAAGAGGUUAUAUUGUCCGGCUCGAGGAGUCAACUCGAAAGUAUUUCGUAAUUCGAUUUGUUUCCACAAAUUGAAUGUAACAUAUUAUUAUAUUAUCGUUAUCGUCUGAACGGUGACGAUAUUAUAAUAACGUUUUCGCGCGUUAUCGAUGUAGUCGUACAAGUGUUGAUUUCUGUCGCGUUCCCGGCGUCCUCGUCGCCGCACGGAAGACACACGCUCACCAAGACGACGAUUCCCGAAAUUUUCUUUGAUCGCGACGCGAACUGGUAGGUUGUAAAUACCACUUACGAAAAUCUAUCGCUGCACACACACACACACACAAGUUCGGAGAUCUCGUUUGAAAUACUUACCUGCUUGCCAGACGACAUUUUUUGCCGCAGUCAAUUUGCGCACAGCAGUGACCGACGGGAAAAGUGAACGGUUCCUUGGAGACCCGCUGAGAGCCGGCGGUCGAACACGAUAAUAUCAAAUAAUAUUGUAGUUAAUCAUAUUAUUAUUAUUAUUAUUCGCGCCGUUGCCGUGGUUGUGACUUGUAUUGUAGCGGCCGUGGCGGUGGCGACGGCGUUCAUUCUACAGCGGGGCGGUAAAGCGGUGGUGGAAGAUCAGCGACUCGUGGUAAAAGUAGGUCAGUAUACAUACGAGUCUCUCGUGAGCCGGUAGCAAUACUAUAAGAACCAUCGUUCGCCGUCGCCGCCAACUAUAAUUUAUCUUUCCGUUUCGUUUUUUGUUGUUGAUUUGUUUUUAUUCGGUUUGUUUGCAUUGGUUUCGCGCGUUGCUACCUCCUCCCCUUGGGCUCUGGACGACUGCUAUACCGUGGAGUUUAUUUACAUUCUGUUUCUCCACAGUCGACGGCCGUGCACGGUCUCGCAGACAGAAGUUGCCAACACCAUUUACAACCGUCAACUGUUGUCUUGUACCGACGACAAUCGGAACACCCUAGUCCAGUGGUUAUUGUAGCCGGCCAAUGUUUUUCAGGAAUAGCGGACUCUACGAUCUGGUCGAAAAUUCCAAAAUGAGUGAGUACAACAUUCUGGUUCAAAACAACGAGCUAAUAUUAUCAUUGCGCCAAGUAACGUACACGCUUUGGUUUGGCGAUAGUCAUUUUAUUUUUCUGUACAGGUUCACAAUAUAAAUAUUAUUAAUGGUUACUUAAACUAUUGACCGCAAUUUAUGUUUUUCUAAUUGCUAACAUGCGGACCGAAAUCUCUUUAAUCCGUUUGUUAAUAACUGUAAUAAAUGCCCAAAUUGAUGAGAUGUAAAAACAUUGUAUUUAUGAAGUUAAUACUAGUGAGAAAAUGGAUGAAAAUAUGUCCCAAAGCUAACAUUAAUAAUUAUAAACUCUAUACCUUUUACUAAGUAUACAAUAAUUACCAGUGAUAUUAUAUUCUGAUAUGUUGUGUUUAAACAUUUAACUAAUAAAUUCAUUCUAAAUUGUUUCAUUAUGAAAUAAUUUUUUGUACUUUAUGGAAAAUUAGUAAAUAAUAUUUAUCUAUUUGUUUCAUCAAUCCUAAUAAAUUAAUCUGUAUACAAAUUCAAUUAGUUUAUUAUCCUUUAUAAGCUGUCGUGGCUAGUUGAGAAUUACUGGUACUGGUGAUAGUUGAUACUUGCAUCUUAUUUGAGAAAAAUAAAAAUGCUUACUAUUAUUUAAUCGAUAGGUAAAUUAUAAAAUAAAUCUAAAUUCCGUUUUUUUUUUUUUUAAAUAAAUAUUUGUCUUCUUUUGUAUUCAAUUCUGGAUGGGUUUGUAGCAAUUCUCCACUCUUCCUUGUUACUUGCCUUUCUCUUUGCUUCUUCGUAAGAAUUAUGCCCUUGGCCCUUUAUUAUUUGUUGCAUAUACUCCAUUCGUGGUCGUCCCCUAGCAUUUUUACCUUCUACACAAAAAUAAAUAAAUAUUUGUCUGUAUUUAUUUAAUAUUUAGUGUUUUAAAGUAGACAUUUAAUGUAAGUACUUCCAUUGAAAUUUAUUGUAAUUGUACAAUGAAGAAUAUAAUUCAUUGAAAUUAAUUAUGUUUGUAUCCCCGUAUUAUUAUUAUAUACCUAUUUUAUUUUAUAAAUAGACACAUAUUUAAGAAAUGCUGUUAAUAGUUUAAACCUAUAAUAUAACUAUAUUGUAAGCGUGUAUACGAAAAUAAAUUAGACACACAUAAACAACGAUAUGAUUACGUAGAAAUUAUAUUAUAUUAGGUAGGUAUGUAAAAAUAUGUAUAUACUUAAUUAUUUAUGUAGAUACUAGACAUGUUGGCAACUGCAUUUUUAGAGCUUAACUAUAGAGUAUAGAUUACUGGAUAUAUAAUAUUCUUUAGGUUUUAGUUAGGUUUAGACAAUUACAAAAAGAUUUUACAAAAUUACUGGAUAACUUAUAGCUUAGGUAGUUAUAGUGUACCUACUGAAAAAAAAAAAUAUGUUAGUGUUAAUUUAUAGAAUUGCCUGGAUAAAAUUAAUGUAUUAGUAAAUAUAUCAGAAACACUAAUUAUAAAAAAUUGAUUAAAAUAUAGUUCACAUAAUGAAAAAACUAUAAAUAUGAAUUACAAUUUGUUUUUUGUGUUUAUUAUGAAAUUAUGUGAAUAAAUAUUUACUGCUGAACUUAAAAACUAAAAAUAUUUAAAACCAGAAAAGAGAGAAAAAUAAUAGUAAACAUGCCUAUUACAAUAAAAAGUAUUUUGAUAGGAAGAAAUAAUUUUUAUAGUUAUUUAUUUGAACAUGAUUGAUUAAAGAAUAUAAGAAGUAAAGAUAAAGAAAUAUAGAAAUGAGGAAUACUUGAUUAACUUGUAUUCUUGUCAAGAAAAUCAGAAGAGGAGAAAAAAGAUAGGAAAGGUCAAUAUUGUCAUUUAGUUAAUACUAUAGCUAUUAUAGUAGUACAUAUUUGAUUGACAAUUUGGUAUAAUUAUGUCAUUAAUCUAACGAUGUUUAGUUUAAACUGAACUGAAAUUAAAUGUUUAGUUGACAUGUUCAUAUCAUAUUAUAUAUGACUGUCGUACUCCAUGUUAAAUUCUAUAUCUUUUUUCAAGUCCUAGUACUUGAAUGUUGAGUUAGUACAAAUCAGAAACAUUUGAUAUUUUAAUCCUACCCAUGCAAUUAUUAUGUUAUUAUUUGUCUAUAUUAAAUAGUUUUAAAAUACAGAGUUGACUUAUGUAAGUACCUAAAUAUUAUUAAUGAAUUAAUAAGUUAAACAUAUUUUAUUUUUAUAUAAAUUCUAUUUUAAUUUAUGUAGGUUAUAAUUGCACUAAUAUAUUUACUAGACAUUUUAAAAGAAAAAUACUUGAAAGUAUGUACAAUUCAAUUAAAAUGUUGAUGCUAACUUAAAAUGUAUAGUUUUUUUAUUUUUCAGUUUAUGCUUUUUUAGAAUAUAGAACUUGAGUUUACAAUUUUUUUAAAAAUAUCUAUGGUAAUAUUGUGUAUUUUAAUUAAAAUAUCCUAAACUAUUUCUUUAGAAUAGUUUUGCAAUAAAGUUUGCAUAAUCGAAAAAUUAAUAUUAUGAUUCUUACUCUACUCAUAUUAUUUAUUUUUUAUUCUUAUAGUUCUUUAUAUUUUAUUCUUUAUAGUUUUUUUUAACUGAUCUAUAUUUUAUACAAUUCAUAUAUUUAUUCUUUUUUAUAAUUAAAUUUAUAACAGUACAUCAUUCAGUUUUAAUUAUAUAUUUUUUAUUCAAUUUCAAAUAAAAUACCCUUCUUUACUCCAAUUUAGGUAUUAAAUAAUUUUAAUAAAUCAUUAAUAUGAGCCUGAGUUUGGAAGAAAUAACCAGUAAAACUGUUGAUAGAACACCUCCAUAUAGAGGUAUCUCCCAUGUACUCUUUAAAAAAAAAAAAGUCAUUAUGAAGUAUUAGAUUUUUAUUUAUCAACAUUUUCAGAAUAAUAUUCUCUUGAAAUUUUUAAAAUUAAAAAUAUUAUCGAUUACCAUAUGCAAAUUAAAAGCUAAUAUUGUUUUUUAAGACAUUAAAUGAAUGGUUUAUUUCAGAGAACCCCUAAAAAAAAAAAACUAACAAAAAUUGACUUGUUUGCGUUUAAUUGUUAGUUUUAUUGGAUGUAGAAGCAUAGUUUACAAUGAAAAGCCCAUAAAGAACCUGUUCCCUUGCCUCUUUUCUAUGUGGCCUUGAAAUGUUCAUUUACUGCAGAAACCUUUACCAAUAAGUACCGUAGUAUAAAUGUGUUUUAUUUUUUUUUAAUAAUUAUCUACUAAUUUAUCUCAUUUCUAUUUGGGUUUCUGAAAUAUUAAAAUUUGAUUUUUUCAUUAAAAAUAUAUUAGGUAUUAUUAUCAUAGUGUUUAACAACUAGAUGUUUUUAGUUAUAUUUUAGUACUAUAAUAAUAGGAUGUUUGAUGAAUUACAGUGGAAAAAUGUAAAAAUAAACAAGACACAUUAAGGUUAUCUAUAGCUGAAAUCCAAUAUGUGCAAAUUACAACAAUUUUUCCAAUCACUCGGUUUGUCAUUGAGUUGUAAGAGAGAGUAGUAGUUUUUUUUUUUUUUAAUUGAUUAUCUCAAAAUGUGAAAAGGACUUGGGGGUUUUCUGAAAUAAACAAUUCAAAUAUACAAUAAUAAAAUAAUAGAGUAAAAACAAAAUUAUUAAAAUUGUUAAUACUGGUAAAUAAAUAUAUAAAUAAAAAAUAAAAAAAAAUGAAUGAAUGCUCUGCCUGGAGUAUUAUGAUAAGUGUAUUACAGGACCAGUUUUAAAUUAAAAAUUCAUAAUCCGGUAAAUCACAAAGUAUUCAUUCAUUUUUUUUUUUUAUUUAUAUAUUUAUUUACUAUAUUAAAUAUACAUUCAUAAAUAUAAAUAUAAAAAUGCAUAAUAGAUAUUUUUGUUUUAUUUAAAGUUUUCAAAAGUAGUAUGAAAAAAAGCCAUAUUUCUUUCAUGAUCUCUUUUUGUGUUAGGUAUAAAAUUAAUUUUGAAACAUUUCAGUUUCGGUUUUAGAAUAUAAUUUCAUUAAGAAACUAUUUAUUGAAAUAAAUAUUCAAAACAAAAGAUAAUGUAAAUUAUCUGUGUAUUUUAAUAUUGAAACUCUUGAAAGAUGACUCAAUCUAUUAAUAGAGCAUACAGUUUUAACAAUAAUUUUAUGUUAGAUGUUGUUUAGUUCAGUAAAUAAUAAUAUGAUAGUGUAUCAGUUUAUUAUAUGUACAUUGUUAUUUAAAAUCAUCCUUAUACAACAAUACUAGUUUAACAAUUUGAAUUCAACUGACCCAAUUUGUUAUUUUUCGUAAAUAAAUUAUAUAUAAAUUAUAAAUAUAAAUAUAUAUAAAUUAUAAAUAUAUAUACAGAGUUUCCCACAAAGAUAUAUCCAUUGUAAUAUCUCCAGAAAUAUAAAGAUAAUCAAAUUCUGUUUUUUUUGUUGAUAUUACUCAUAGGGAUGAGGACUACAAAUAUUUAUAUUGCAAUUCAUUUUUUAUGCUUUGUUAAAAAAAUAACUUUAUUUUAUUAUUUUUGUAAAAUUUAAAAAUUGUAUGGUUUUUUCUUCUGAAAAUCUUGACAUAUCAACUACCUUGUUUCAUUAAAUCCAUGAUUUUUAAUAAUUUUUUAAAGUUCAGAGAAAGGAAGUGCAUAGUCAAUUAUUUUGUAAUAAUAAUAAUCAAUUAGAGAACGCGAUUUCAGCCUACUUUAUAAUUAUAGGUAUUUUUUCUGAACUUUAAAAAUUGAUUAAAAUCACAAAUUUAAUAAAAAUAAGAAGUUGAUACAUCAAAGUUUUUAGAAAAAUAAACUAUAAAAUGGCUAUCUUCAAAUUUUCAAAAAUAAUAAAAUAAAGUUAUUCUUUAAAUUUUUUUUUUCAAGUAUAAAAAAUUAAUUUCAAUAUUAAUAUGUGUAGUCUUUAUCCCUGUGAGUAUUAUAUAUAUAUAAAAAAAAAAAAAAAAAAAAAAAAAAAAAAACAGAAUUUGAUUAUCUUUAUUAUCUCCGAAGAUAUUACAAUGGGUCUUCAUGGGACACCCUGCAUAUAAUAUUAUUAAUACCGUGUAAAGAUGUAUUUUAAUUUUAAAUUAAUAAUCAACUGCACCUAAUGUAUUCUUUUUUUUCUUUCAUUAAUACUUUUGCUUUAUUGCCUAUUUUUGUCAUUAUAGAUUUAAAUAGAACUCCUGUAUUUUAUAUGAUAGUAUUGUUAAUAGUUUUUAAGAAUAAUUAAAAAAUACCUAGAAUUGUAAAUAAGUAAUCAUAAAAUAUUAUUGGACAUUAAAAUUAACAUUACCUACUCAAUAUUACAAAUAAAAAAAACAAAGCCUUUAAUAUGUUGUAUAUCUUUUUUCAUAAGAACAUGAUUCUUUAAUAUUGGUUAGAAUUUUGUUUUUUAAUGUAAAAAUAAUUUUCAAAAUUUCAAUGUCUUAAUACUAAUCUAUACAUUUAACUAUUUAAAGUUAAUUUUAGGUUUUAUGUAGAAACCUAUAUAAUAUUUAUACUUUUUUAAAUUAAAUUUACAUUGUUUAUUAAAAUUAAUGUAAAAUUAUAUAAUAUUAUUUUGUUUAGUUUAAUAGAUAGAUAACAUAAUAUGUGAUUAACAUUAAGUUAGAUUAUAAUGAUUUUUUAGAUAAAAACACUCCAAAUAAAUUGAAUUAGAUAUAUCCAAUUUAUAAAAAAUAAAAUUUACUUAAAAUGUAUUACAGGUUCAGGCAUAUACAUUAUAGGUAAUAAUAUUUUAAAAUUUAAUCCAAUUCAAUGUUUUGCAAUUAUUAUUAUUAUUUCUUAUUUGAUAAUUUACAUAUCUAUGUAUUUUAAUUUUCAAUAGUAAAAUUCCAGUUCCAUUGGUUGGUAUAUUCUUAUUUUAAGAGUUUAUCUGUUGAGACAUUGUUAAGUGUCACAGUAUAAGUGUUUACUAUGUAGUUACUGUAUAAAUUUACUGAAAUAUAGUUGUGUCAUAUUAAAAAAUAUAAAUAUUUAAAAGUAAAUGAGAAAUUGUUCGAUAACUAUAUCUAAUCUAAAGAUGGAGUAAGUGCACUUAAACAAGAAAUAUUUAAAUCCAUUACUUUGAAUAAGUACUUAGUGGUACUUAUGAUGUUUCUAGAAAUAAGUACAUAGAAUUAAUAUUUUUCUAUUUCAGUAUUUUUUUUUUUUAAUUUGUAUUAUAGUUUUAAUUUUGUUUAUGUUUGUCCAUUUAUAAUUCUGUCAUCAGGUCAUAUAGUGAUUACAAAAAAAUAGAUUGUUUGAAAUUCAUUUAUUUGGAAAAUUAAAGGUCUCACCAUAUGAAGGUAAAGUUAUCCGUUCAUUUUAAGUAACAAUAUUUAUGAUCAAUAAAUCUCAGUUUGUUCUACAAACCUUUCUGCAAUGAAUUUGUUUAACUGUUUUCAGUGAUAUUAAAAUCAUUGUUUUAUUGGUAUGAAAAUUAAACUGAUUAAUUUAAAAUGAUGAAACAUCAGAUACCUAUUUAAUUUCUUUUAUACAUUUCUUACAUUAUAAAUUCUAAUAUAAUUUCUUUUAUUGCCAUUUAAUAAAUUAAAAAUAUGUUUGCAUCAAAUAUUUUUGGGCUAUUCUGACCUAUUCUUUAUUCAAUUUUUUUUUUCUAGAAUAAAAACAAAAUUAUAUUGAAUGUUUUUUAAAUGCUUAUUAAUUAAAAUAAGUUUCUACUAAAAGUAUUUUUUAACCAUUUAGUAAGUCAGAUUUCUAUAAAAUAAUAAUUUCAGUUAAUUGAUAAAAUUCACUUUUUAAAAUUUUCUUUUAUUAGAUAAAAAGAAAAAAAAUAGAAUAUGGAAUGUGUAACAGUUCACAGAAUAACUAAAAUUAUUUUUUGAAAUUUAAUUUGGUUAUGGGUCUUAAAUUUAACAAAAAAAUAAAAAAGAAUACAUAAUUUUGUUGAACUUCUUAAUGUGUCUUAAAAUAAUUUUUUUGUUCUUAAUUUAGAUUAAUAUUAAGUUUUUUUUUUUUGUACUGAGGUUUCAACAUUUAUUUUAUUUAUUUAUUUAUUAAUUAAUUGUAAUGUGUUCUGUGGUAAAUUUGACUUCAACCAGUUUAUUUUGUUUUGAAACCUAUUUUGUAGUGUAGUGCCCCUUCUGUUAACUAGCUUAUUGUUCUGCUUGUUGAUCCAAUUUGAUAUUUAUAGCACACUAUGAUUAUGGAUUUGUCUAAUUCACAAGUUAUUAAAAAUGACUAGUUUUUUAAGUAAUUAUAAAAGUUUUAAUAAGUCAUAUGUUAAUACAGCUAAGAACACUGUUUUAGUAAUUAAUUAAAAUUAAUGUACAAGACUUGAAAACUUUUUUUAAUUCUUACUUUAUAAAAACAAUUAAUUUAAAAAGAAGUCAACCAUUACUACUAAGUGAAAUAGAUUACCUAUAAUUUUUUUUAUGAUAGCUUGAUAGUUAAAUACCAACUAAUUAAAUUUAAUGAAUUUUAUGCAUGAUCAAUUUUUAGUAUUAAUGAAUUCAGUUAAUUAAUUAUUUUAAUACCUCUUGAUAAAACUAAAUUUCAAUUUCCGUGCAUAUAUUAUUUUUAUCAUACAUAACAAUUAUUUUUUUCUUAGUUUAAUUUUAAUGUUGUUUAUUUUUUAGACUAAUUGCCAUAAUAAUGGUAACAAUAAAUUAUAUAAUUAUUGAAAUAUAGAUAAGCCCCCAUUAAAUAAUAAUUAGUUAAUAAAUCACCAUACAGGAUAUUUAAGAAUUUAAGUAAAAAAUAAAACUGCAUUAUAGUGGACAUCAAUGAAAUUUAAAAUUUAAAUAAUUAAGAUACAAAACUUGGUUGGAAUUGUGUAUUGCUUUGUUUGUGUAAUAUUUGUAAAUAAACAAUUUCAAUGCUUGUUCUUUUCUUUUUUUUCUAUAAUGUAUUAAGUGCUGCAUGAAACUUUUAGUGUAUCUAAAAAAGUUUCAGAGAACAUAAUGCCAAUUUUUGAACAGUAUAUUUGUGAAUGUUUGUUUUGUGUUUGUAUGUUAUAAUUCAGUAAAUGUGUAAACAAUUUUGUAUAAAUUCCAACUAUCAUAAAGUAAAAAAUAAAUCCGUUAGUAUUAAGGUGAUUUUUCUAAUUAGGUACUCAUUAAUUUAUAUAGUGCUAGCACCAAUGUAUUUUUAGUAUGAGUGCAUCUUUAUUUAAAUCAACUUUGUUGCAUGGAAUAUGUUCAAUUUAAAAUUUUGUGUGUAAAUGAAUAUAUUUAAAAAAAGUUUUUAAAUUUUUUGUGUUGAAGUUAUUAAGUAUUUUUUCAAAUUUUAGUUUUAAAUAAAAAAUUCCAAUGAAAUUAACUAUUUUAAUGAUUUUUAAAGUACUCGAAAAUAAAGUAAAUACUUUUAAGAUGGCUUUUAUAAAAAAUAAAUAUUCAUAUAAAACUAUAAUAUCUUUAAGUCAUUUUAUAUUUAUUGAUAGGUAUAAUAUUUACACCAAUAUAAUAUAAUUUUUGUUAAUUUUAUUAAUAUAGGUAGGUAAUAGGCGUAUUUAAUUGCUUAUUAGUGUUAUCUUUUCAACUUUGGUCAGUUAAUUAUUUUAUUUUAUUUUUUAUUCAGCAGAGUUAAUAGAUAUUAAUAAAUAAAUUUUAUUAUAUUUUACUUAUAACAUUAUGAUUUACAUAUAUUUAUUUUUUUUUUAUAUUGGUUUAUUUAUAAGCUGUUAAUAGUCAUAAUUAUUAUUUUUUUAUUAGAAAAAAAAAUGUAAAUAAAUUAUUUAUUUUAAGAUAUUCCUCUGAAUUUUUUCUUUGCCCCAUCUUGUGAUUUAUUAUGGUAAAAAUCACAAUUUAUUAAAAAUGAAAUAUAAGUGUGAAAAUACAGAGUGGUUAAUGUAACCCAAGAAUCUUAUUGGUUUUUUCAUUACCCUUAGGAUGUUAGGGAUGAAACCACUACCUCAUUUUAAUUUUUUAAUGUCAAUCUUUAUUAAAAAUUUUAUAAAUAUAUGACGUUUUGGUUUAAAUACAUUUUGGUUUUUGACAUUUUAAUCAUCUUCUGAGUGUCUUGUGUUACAUUUAUCACCUUGUAUCACCUCUAUAAACAUAUCUUAUUUAUUGUAUUAAUUAUUUUUUUAUGGGACAGACAAUCAAUCACUCUAUAGUAAUAAUGAACAGCUUCGCUUGCCUUGUUACUUCAAUGUCAGACAGAAUUGCAAUAUUUUGAUAAUGAUUUUAUACGGGUGAUCAUUAAUAAGAAGCUCAUUAUCCUAGAAAAUAUUAACUUUUUUAAAAAUUUACCCCACAUGAAUUAAGCUACACUCCCCUUACUAAAACUUUAAUGUGGAUUAUCUCAUCAACGGAUUGAUGUAAAUGAAAAUUUUAAACAGUGAAAUGUUUUAAUAUAGGUUACUAAAAAUCAAAAGUUACGUAGUAGUUUCACCCCCAAAAAUAAGAGUGACAAAAAUAAUAAUAAUGUAACAUUAUAGAGCUAGUUGUGCUUUAAAUUUUCUAUAAAAAAUUUUUUUUUAAAAAGUUGAUAUUUUCCGGGAUAAUGAGUGUCUUGUGAUAGAUUGAUUACCCCAUAUUUACCUAUAAUUUCUUAAUUUUACUCUUCUAAUCUUGCUUUGUUUAACUUUUUGCAACAUGGUGUAAAAUUGUUGACCUAAAAAUAAUGUAAUGAAUUUGUUCUUUUAAACGUUUAAAUUUAUUAUGAAAAAAAUCACCUUAACACUGCUUUGUUUUAAAAAAAUCAUUGUUCCUUAAUAAAUAUCCAAAUUUAAAAUCGUUGAAUUUUUUUAUUUUACAUAGUAUAACCUAAUGUGCACAAAUUUGUUUAAAAUAGCAUGCCUAUAUUAUUCUAAAACUUACUGUAUCAUGAUGACUAGGGUGGCUCUUUUAUGGGUCAAUGUUGAAUUUUAAUGAGUGGACCUUCUAAAAUGGUCCAAAUAAAUAUUGUUGUAAAAAUUGUUGUAUACAAAUAUACAUUCAUUUUCCCCUAUACUACCUUCUAAACUUCUCACCUAUAACAGUGACUGCACACGUUCUCAUUUUCCAUUACAGCUUUUUUUUAUUUAUUUAUUUGGAAUCGUCUUAGCCACCCAUAUGAUGAUUGUAUUAACAAAAAAUGAAAAAAAAAGACUUAAUAUUGUUGGUGGGUGUGCCACUGUUGUAGGUAUGAAGUUGGGGAUGUAGGAUACAUAAUUAUUUAAAUUAUAUCUGUACAUAUCAAUAAAUCAAUGCUAACGAAAUAUAUGAUUCUAAGCGAUGUUUUUUAAAAUUUUUUUGAAAAACUAUAAAAAAUAGUCCUUUUUUUUGACCACUUAGUACAAAUUAUGAUUAAUCUGGAGUAAAAUAAUCACACAUUUCUACUCGGGCAAAACAGUUUUAUACACAAAUUAAGAACGUAAAAAAAAAAAUUUUUAACGCUUGUAAAUAGUUGUACAAAUCGCCAGAAUAUUUUGAAAAUUUUACCACGUCUAUAAAAGCAUCAACAUCUCUUUAAUCUAAUUACAAGAAAACAAGUUAGGAAAGGCUACUUUAUGAGUGUUCUAAAUUCCCAUUUUCUAAACGUAUGUUUGACAAUUAACACUAGUUCAAUGUUAUAUAAAUUAAAAAGAAUCUGGGAACUUUGAUAUGGUUAUGUGUUACGAUAUCUAAUUAAAUUAAACGCUUUAAUGGACUCAAUCAGAUCAUACCUAUCAAAUUAGUAUUAUUACUACAAAUGAACAACUUUCGUAACCUAUCGCCGCCGUAUUUAUUUAAAAUAAUUAUUUUAACUAUGUACUGAUAACUAUGUUUUAUAAUUAAUUCAAUUUUAUAAAAUAUUAAAAUAUUUAAAUUGAUUAGCCCAGACUAUAUAUCUACCACCUUGGCAUGAGAUAUAUUUUAAUAUACUACGCAGGAAUAUUAUUAAUAAAAUCAAUUUUAUUUUUCGUAUCAUAUACCUAAUAUUAUACGUAAUUUAACGUAAAUCGAUUUGUAUUAAUUCAAAUUGUUCCGAUUUUUAACAGGUCGAAAUUGGUAAAAUGAACGUUUAAAUAAUAUAACGUACAUUUGAAAUGGAAUAUAAAUUAACCGGUGUGUGGUGCUUACCUGUGGAGUUAUUGUACGUGAAUCGUGUGCGUGUGUACUGAAAUGUCGAAAAUCUCAAUAGUUUUAAUAAUAAUACUGAUUUAUUAUAAUAUCAACAAUAAUAAUAAUAGCGUAGUAGUAGGGAGCCAAAAAAUAAUUGUCUUCUGCUUCGUCGCAUGCGUUUGAAAAAUUAAUUCCACCAAAUAUAUGUUUUACUAAUACCUACUUAUUGCUGUAGUUGUACGCAUCUACAUAAUUCCUAAUAAUAAUAUAGUCAUAGGCGGAAAUCCGUUGAAAAUCAAAUGUUGAGGGCUAUUGUUGUCCGUAGCUCUCCAAGCCUCCCCACUCCGUGGUAUAUUUUUUAGGCGAAUUACAUUUUCGGGUGGGGGGGUUAGUCCACUUCCAUUUCCGCCCGUGAAUAUAUUUAAUGUUGGAAAUAUUGUAAUAUUAUGUUUUGAACUAACGUGUUUUUUUUUCUUACACGAUCUAUCUUUCAUUUUCAUUGUCUAAUAACACUAAAAAAUGUAAUGUUUAUUGUUCACGUUGUUUUUUUUUUUUUUUUUUAACACGCGGUCUUUUCACAAGAUUUUUCAUAAAUUUUUGUGUAAAUGUUAUACUUACGUAAUUUUUUUUUCGUUUCGUACAGACACUCUAGAAGAAACUCUUCGCCUGAUAAGGAGGUCUUUGAACUCUCCUCAAAUGGACGUGGAGGGUGCUCACUAUGAUCAAAACAUCACUCACUUGAUCGUCGUGAUGGGUGCAUCGGUAAUAAUAUUAUGAACUUAUUUAUUUUUUCGAAUUAAAUUUCCAUAUAUUCGAAAUGUACUAACUGUACUACUGUUUCACAGGGCGAUUUGGCCAAAAAGAAAAUCUACCCGACCCUUUGGAUGUUGUUCCGUGAUAGGUUGAUUCCAGAUAAAACUUUCAUUUAUGGAUAUUCCCGGUCCAAACUCUCAUUGGACCAACUGAAAACUAAUGUCUCACCAUACUUAAAAGUAUACGGUUGUUUACGAAAUAAUAAUGUUAAUGUUUCUGUUUGAUUGUAGUUUCUUUUUAAAAAUAUUUUAGUGCAAUGAAGACGAGAAAGACCGUUUGGCCGAAUUCUGGUCGUACAACUUCUACAUCGCCGGAGCUUAUGACGGAUCAGCUGAUUAUCGGUCUCUAAAUGCAAAUCUCGCCAAGCACGAGAUCUCCGGAAUCUCAAACAGAUUAUUCUAUCUGGCCAUACCGCCUUCAUUGUUCGAGGUGACCACCACUCAUAUUCAUGAAUCGUGCAUGGACCACAAGUAAAUGGAUUGAUAUUUAACCCUCUCUUGGUUGCAGAAUUGUCUAAAAGACCAUCUGUGUUCAGUCAUUUUAAUUUUUAAAUUCAAAAAAAGUAUCAGUUUUUUUUUUAAUUCAUAGUAUCUACCUUUUUUAUACGUACAGAUAAUUUUGAGGUAUAAAUAUCUAAUAUAAAUGUUUUACAAUUGCUGAGAAAUUAUUUUACAAGACUGUGUGUCAUAGAAAUAUUUAUAUAUAUAUAUAUUUUUAGCUUAUAUUUAUUUACAUUUAUUAUUAUCAUAAUAAUCAUGUGUGACUAAUCAAUUUAUGUGAUAGAUAUAAGGUUAAAUUACCACUAAUAAUAAAAUAAUACAAUUAUUAUAUUUUCAGAGGAUGGACACGUAUCAUCAUCGAAAAACCGUUUGGUAGAGAUGCUGCCAGUUCAUUAGCACUGAGUGACCAUUUGGCCAAGUUGUUCAACGAAGAUCAAGUGUAUCGUAUUGAUCAUUAUCUGGGAAAAGAAAUGGUGCAAAAUCUCAUGACGCUCAGGUACUGAGUAAUAUUAUUUUAGAUAUGUAUUAUAAAAUAUUAUAAGUAUCCAUUUUUGAUUAGAUUUGGAAACCGAAUAUUGAACACUGGAUGGAACAGAGACAAUAUCGCACAAGUGCAGAUCACAUUUAAAGAACCUUUUGGUACUGAAGGACGUGGUGGGUAUUUUGAUAAUUUUGGCAUAAUUCGAGAUGUCAUGCAAAACCAUUUGCUCCAGAUACUCAGCUUGGUUGCCAUGGAGAAGCCAGCCACUAUACAUCCCGAUGAUGUUCGAAACGAAAAAGUUAGAUUUCCUAAUUGUGUUGGACAUGUUCUGUAAUAUUAUAUGUGUAUGUGUCCUGUUUAGGUAAAGGUCCUUAAGUGUAUACCUAUAGUUCAGUUAGAUGAUGUGAUUUUGGGUCAGUAUGUUGGCGAUCAAGAAGCUAAGGAGGAUCAUAAAAAGUUUGGUUAUUCUGAUGAUAAAACAGUGCCAAGUGGAUCAAGAACAGCUACCUUUGCAUCAGCCGUAUUAAAAAUCAAUAAUGAACGUUGGGAUGGAGUGCCUUUUAUAUUGAAAUGUGGGAAAGGUACACCAUGCGUUAAUAAUUGUAUUUUUUCAAAUCUUAUGUUAUGACCUAUUAAUUUUAAUAACUUUACAGCAUUGAAUGAGCGCAAAGCUGAAAUCCGAAUUCAAUAUCAUGAUGUACCUGGUGACAUAUUUGGAGGAGUUUUGAAAAGAAACGAACUUGUUAUUCGCGUACAACCAAAUGAAGCCGUUUAUGUUAAAAUGAUGACUAAAAGGCCGGGUAUUGGAUUUGAAAUGGAAGAAACCGAACUGGACUUGACCUAUACUAAUCGUUAUAAGGCAAGUUGAAUAUCAUAAAUAACCUGGUCAAAACAAAGCCCUUAAAAAAACUUUUCUAAUGUUAUUACUUUUUACUAGAAUGUUAAAUUACCAGACGCCUAUGAACGAUUAAUAUUAGACGUAUUUUGCGGUUCUCAAAUGCACUUUGUACGUGCUGAUGAACUGUCUGAAGCUUGGCGUAUAUUUACUCCUCUUCUACAUGAAAUUGAAUCUACUCAUCCUGAACCAUUAUUAUACAAGUUGGUUUAUUAUUAACAUUAUUAUUUAAAAACUGUAUAAUUAAAUUAAAUUUUUUUAUUUUCAUUAGGUAUGGGUCUCGUGGUCCUGCUGAAGCAGACAAUCUCUCUCUUGCCAACAACUUUAAGUAUUAUGGAUCUUACAAAUGGGUGAAACCUCAUUAAGUCACUUAUAACUUAUUGUUGGGAUAGUAUAUGAUUUUUGUUUUCUGAACAUAAUUAAAUUUUAAUUUAUUGAAAGAUCUGCCAUAUAAAUCAUUUUUAACAUUCCGUUAAUGACAUGAAAUUAAUCUAAUAUAGAUUAUUAUCAUUCAAGUUCCAAUUUGUUUUUUGUGAUGCAAUUGAUUUCUUUUUUUCUAAACAUUUAAAUAUAGUUUUAUAAAUCUUGCAUAACUCCUUAAUAAUAUCAAUGAUUUGUAAUAUUGUAAAAAAAACAUGGCCAAACCAUUGUUAUUAAAUAUAUCAAAUAAUAUUUAGUAUUUACUGGGUGUCUUUUUAAAAAAAAUAUAUAAUAUAAUAUUUUUACACUACAAUAUUACUUGAUAUAUUUUCAAUUCACAGAUUUAUUUUUGUUACAAUUGCAUAGUUAUGAUAUUUUAUAUUUUCUAGAAUUGUUGAAAUUGCAGGGUAAUGGUAUAUCCAUUGUUUAAAUUGUUUACAUUGUUACAUUGUCCAUUUGUUUAAAUAUGUAAAAAUUUAAUUGUGAAUCAAAUAUUUAAAAUAGAAAUUAGUAUUUAAAGAACAAUAAUAAUAAGUGCCUUGAACUUCUUUCAAAUGACCGGUGUAAUGUAUUUAUAUUAAACUAAGCUAUUGAAAUAAUUAUUGUAGUAUUGGAUCGUUGACUGAUUUCUAUCUUUUAAAUGGCAAUGAUUAGCAUCAGGCGAUCUGCAUUUCAAUCGUAUUCACCGCCUACUGUUAUGCUGAUAUUUUGACCAAUGGUUUGUGUUUCAUGGUACCAAAUGUUUGUGUCCAACACAACUAAAAAAAAAAAAAAAAACAAGUAGUAAAACAAAUUAUUACAAAAUAAGUCAUCAGUUUUAUUUAUAUAUAUGUGUUACAUUUGAUGCAUAUUCCUACCUAUAUUAUUUCAAUCUAUAUUAUAGUGUGUUUAAGUAUCCUUACCUAUUUAGUGGUGUAUUGCAUAAGGAAAUUAUAAUAUAGGUAGAGUUGUGUAGAGAAUUUAUUUUUAAAUUUUAG